Molecule: messenger RNA, 1830 nt
Organism: Penicillium argentinense
Lineage: Eukaryota; Fungi; Ascomycota; Eurotiomycetes; Eurotiales; Aspergillaceae
Product: fungal specific transcription factor domain-containing protein
Exons: 6
Coding region: 1-1830 (609 amino acids)
Biological process (GO): DNA-templated transcription
Molecular function (GO): DNA binding; zinc ion binding
Source: RefSeq, a predicted model, not a curated record
AUGUCUGAUAUCGAAGUGUUGGCCCUAGCGCAGAAGGAAGGCGUGCUGACGGCGGUGAUUAUUAAGGGCGUUCGUUGUAAACGCGACUCCCCGCCAAACCGACGCCCCACCUUUCCCCAGACCUUCGCUGCCACUCACAGCGCCGCGCAAUCUAAUGGAUUUCCCUCGGAAACGCGCUCUGGUCGCAUGCAUCUUCUGCAGGCACCGGUAAAAAACGAAAGUGUGAUGGCCAGAGGCCAUCCUGUGGAUUUUGCGAGAGUGCAGGCGCCCAAUGCGAGUACCAAGAAAAUCAGAGUGAAAAGAGAUGGAUCGGCAGAGCUCUUGCAUCGCCUGGAUCGGCUAGAGAGCCUUGUCCAGCAUCAGACAGCGGUGAUCACCGCCUUAUCGGAUCGAUUUUUGUCCAUCGCUUCGAAUUCCGAUGCGAUCAACUACUCACAAGCCAGUCCUUCGGUCUCUUCACAAGUGCGAAGGCAAAGCCUUCAUUCGACGACAAGCUUCCUGCCGGCUGAUACUUCAAUAUUGGCGAAUACUAGUAUCGGGUAUGGAUAUAUGGAAAAUGAUCCGAUUCUCAUUCCACUAGGACACCAGACGCCAACAGCCAACCUGCUGGGGCUUGACCCCAUAAAGAAGCUUAUCGGUCAUUACCCGCAUGAUUUCUUCUUGUUUCUCGAGUUCGAGCGCAAACCGCCUAUCUUGAUGUCGCAGACGCCCAGAGACAUGAUUCACGAGGAGCUGGUACAACAGCGAGAGGCCACAGACUGUUUGAUCAUGAGCUUUUUCACUCACGUCCACUCCCAGCACCCUGUUCUAGAAAGGGGGCCCUUCUUGGAACGGUUUGAGAAAUUUCUGGCAAAUGGCCAGACAAAUGAUAUUGAUGCUGCAUUGUGUCUCACGGUGCUAGCUCUUGGGGAGAUAUGCUCCGGUCCAGGAGAUAUUUUUGAUAUGGAGUUCUCGAUGAAUAAUAAGGGUGCGGAUUAUUUUGCACAUGCGUACCAGAUAAUACUGGCCCAAGAAAAUGCAAUGUUUUCGAGAGACCCGAAUGUUCCUUUGACAUUCUACUUUGCAUCAUUGUAUUUCCGCUAUAGUGGACGCCCACUCCUAUCAUGGAAAAUGAUACACAGUGCUUCUACGAGUGUUCAGCUUAUUCUCUCAUACCUGAAUGAUGGGAUUGUGCCGCCAGAGCAAAGCGCCUUACUGAAUCGAAUUGCCUGGGGCUGUUAUAUCCUCGAAUGUGACGAUCUUGCCGAAUUCCACUUUCCUCGUAGUGGAAUCGAGGUCCUCGUUGAAAGGCUACCCUUCCCCGAAUUUUCGAACCCGACCGAAAGAAGCAACCUCAUAUUUCUAUCUAUGUGUUCGAUUCGGAAACUGUUGAAUAGGAUCCAUAAUACGAUGUAUUCAACUGAGGCUGGCAGUCCGGACAAGGGUCUUCCACGAGGAAAUACAACAGGCCAGUCCCGACUUAACUACGAGCCCUCGAUAGAAUCAUUGGAAACAGUCAAUAUUGAACUCAGACGACAGCUCAAGGUUUGGAUCGACUCUCUCCCUGAUUCAAUCAAACCUGAUCUCCGAGAUCCAAACCCUCAGGACCUGCAAGAUAGUCAGAUGCGCACAAGUCUGCUGGCUGCUGUGUUUGUUAUCACCAUGGCCAAAGCCACGCCCUCUCUCAGUUUCCUUGUGCCGGAUUUCAAUGAGUUGAUCGAUAUGGUGAUAUUGAAAACGGAGCCUUGGGCGCGUCAUCAUGAAUCUGCCGAUGCUAUUUUGAACAUUUUCAAGACCAUUCGGCAGAAGCUUCGACUGUCGGUGGCGACAUUAUUAGGACAGAAGAAAUGA